UUUUCUCUCUUGUAGGACAACCCCAGCAAUGUGUAGAAGCCUAGGGCUUGCCCUGGCUCUCAGUCUCCUCCAUGUAGGAGGAAUCAGAGAGCCAGGGGCAAAGCACCUGGUGUAAGAAAACCUCCAGACUGGAGGCAUAGGGGAGAGAAACUCCAAUGCUGAACUCCAAUGGUUCAGUGACCUUGGUUGCUCUUCUUCAAGCCAGCUGAACACAUGUGUAUUGUGCAGGCAUCUAGAUUGGAAGACCUGCGAGCCAAGCUGGAGAAAGAAGGAUAUUCUAACAUUUCCUAUGUUGUUGUUAAUCACCAAGGAUUGCAUUCUCGAUUGAAAUACACACAUCUUAAAAAUCAGGUUUCUGAGCAUAUUCCUGUUUAUCAACAAGAAGAAAACCAAACAGAUGUCUGGACUCUCUUAAAUGGAAACAAAGAUGACUUCCUUAUAUAUGACAGAUGUGGUCGUCUUGUAUACCAUAUUGGCUUGCCUUUCUCCUUCUUAACUUUUCCUUAUGUAUAAGAAGGCCCUUAAGAUGGCUUACUGUGAAAACAAAUGUGAAA
Molecule: messenger RNA, 554 nt
Organism: Suncus etruscus (white-toothed pygmy shrew)
Lineage: Eukaryota; Metazoa; Chordata; Mammalia; Eulipotyphla; Soricidae
Product: selenoprotein P-like
Exons: 3
Coding region: 214-513 (99 amino acids)
Biological process (GO): selenium compound metabolic process
Cellular component (GO): extracellular region
Molecular function (GO): selenium binding
Source: RefSeq, a predicted model, not a curated record